Molecule: messenger RNA, 972 nt
Organism: Oikopleura dioica
Lineage: Eukaryota; Metazoa; Chordata; Appendicularia; Copelata; Oikopleuridae
Source: the annotation of a GenBank genome assembly
AUGGAUAACAUAAGUCUUUUAAAUACAUUAAAAUCUGAUGCUAGCGAGGUCGAGAGUCAAUCGGUUAUCAAUGAAAGCGGAAGCGAAAUUCGCCAACUUGGACAGACAGAGUUGAUGAGAAGCGUUUACGGCGGCAAUUUGUUUGAAACAGCUCGACAAAUUCGCAAAAAAUAUCGACUGUUUUCAAAUUUCCUGGACGAUGAGCCGCCCUCCUCGGGCGAAAGUAUGACAGAUUUUAUGUCAGCAUAUGCGCAACAAAAGGGUCAAUAUGAAUUAACUCCACAGCAGAUUGAGUGGUUUUAUCCUCAGUCAAAAUCCAACGAGAAUUUUGAUAUUCUGGACGAAGCGCUUUCGCCCAAUACGCGUGCUGAAGAAAAAUUUUUGCAAGAAUUGGUGCCGGAAAUAAUCCCACCUGACGAUUAUUUUGAACCCGAGGAAACGCAUGCGCUUCUUGGAGGCGACAGCCCCUUGAAUUACCCAAUCAAGCACUACAUAAAUCAAUCAUGGCGGCGCUACCCCUUACGAGUUGGCGCUGAUAGAAUGGGCCGUUAUUCAACUUUAUGCAACAAGUAUGUCAUUACAGUUUUACGCGAUCGCGACAUAGUUCAAUUGGUUCGUGAUUUGGUGCACAACUUUUCUGGUCUCUUGAGAGUUAGCGUGGACGCAUUUUACAGUACAAAAUCCACUGCAACUGUUUACAAUUGGGAAAAAGGUCAAGUUGAAACUACAACAAAAACUGGCAUUGUGUACGCAAACAUGUGGGGAUCUGUGAAUACGACUGAAUUUGUGCGAAACGAAAAAGACCUGGACGAUUUAUGCGCUGAGAUAACUCCUGCUGGAUUUGCUGAUGGUGUCCUGCGAAACACGUUUCACUCAAGGGAUGUGUUCUCGGAGAGCAAUGUUCGUGUGCAUAGAAUUCUGGCGUAUCAAAUCCUGCUAAGACAAUACCCUACUGCAUGGUUGUUUAAAUAA